This is a messenger RNA of Belonocnema kinseyi, 6807 nucleotides long. It is a transcript of the gene Cad89D, whose product is annotated as cadherin-89D. Gene Ontology annotation, biological process: homophilic cell-cell adhesion. The record is from RefSeq and is a predicted model, not a curated record. Lineage: Eukaryota; Metazoa; Arthropoda; Insecta; Hymenoptera; Cynipidae. Gene Ontology annotation, molecular function: calcium ion binding; cadherin binding. The transcript has 22 exons. Gene Ontology annotation, cellular component: catenin complex; plasma membrane. Bases 372 to 6323 code for a protein of 1983 amino acids.
CAGGUGAAUGCAAGCAGUGCAGAGUUACCCGCUGAAUCGGUAGGAGGUUCGCGAGAGUACGUUCACCCGUUAAAAAUCCUGUCUAGGUACAUACUUUAUACUGUUCAUUUCACGCCAAAUACACCGUCCACAACGCGGGACUGAAAACCGUACAAAAUUACCUACCAAUCAACGAUAUCUCGCAAUGGUGCAAGACCGCUAUUAACGAUUUUCAACUUUUCAUAAAGAAAGUUUUACAACGUUAUUUAUUAUUUACAUCAAUUUCAUAUCAAAGCACACUGCUCGAUCAUGUAAGGAGUUUACUCAGACAAAAAUGUUCAAGAGAAAUAAUGCUGACAAAUAUAUGGUUAUAAGGCAGUAAAAACGAAGAUAUGGCAGCGUUCAAUGCCGCAUGGUUUUUUCAAAUAAUUGUGGUUCUUCUGAUUAUCUUAGUAGCAGUUCAAGAUAAUUACGUAACAGGAUGUCAAAUUCAUCCAAUAGGCGAAUAUAUCAAACUCAUCAAGGUGCCAAAAAAUCUUAAGAAAGGAUCUGAAAUUUUAACCUUGGAGGUGCAUCCGAGAGACCAUCUGAAAAUUGUAUCCGUUGACAGGGAAACAGAUUUGCAAUAUUUAUCUUAUAAAGAAAUCAACAGGACACAUAUAUCUGUGAUAUUAAAUCAAUCCUUGGAAAAUUUUGUUGACAAUAAUUCUGCACCUAAUUUGCUCAACUUUCGUAUAACUUGUGAUUCAUCAGAUACAGAAAGUGAAUCACUGAUCACAUCACGGUUAUCUGUAACAAUAUUCGUUGAAGAUGUUAACAUUCAUACACCACAGUUCAUUGGAACACCCUACCAUGCCACUAUGGACGAGCUCACUCCAGUUGGAAGCAAAAUUUUGUGUGGAAUAUAUGCCAUUGACAAGGAUAAAUUAAACACAGCUAAUAGCGAAAUAUAUUAUACGAUCGUUGAUGGAAAUAGAGAAAAAAAGUUUUCUUUAGAAUAUGAUGAUCACGGAACUUGUAUUAUUCUCAGUAAAUCUGUGGAUUAUGAUAAAGGAGAACACAUAUUUAAUAUAACUAUUGCUGCAAUGGAUCGAGGAACACCGUCAAAGAGCAGCAAUAGUACAGUUACAAUAAUAGUACGAGACAAUGAUGAUCUGAAUCCACAGUUUACGCAUCCAAUUUAUAAAGCACAAAUUAAAGAAUUCCAACCAUUAUCGAAUAUACUUUCAAUUAACGAAGAAAUAAAUUUCACAAACCCAAUUCAUGCAUUUGAUCAAGAUCGAGGUGUCGAUACUCCAGUUCGAUAUGACAUAAUAUCAGGAAAUGAGAGAGGAUUUUUUUAUCUCGAUCCACAAAAUGCUUCUCUCUAUUUGAAACAAGCAUUGGAUCUUGACUCUGAGAAAUAUUUAGUUCAAAAUACAUUUGUGCUAAAGGUUAAAGCAUCUCAGAUAGACAAUCCCUUGAAAUUUGCUCUAUCUAAAGUGGCAAUAGAAAUUUUUGAUAUAAAUGACAACUUACCAGAGUUCGAAGUUGAUUUCUACAACAUCAGCAUUGUAGAAAAUCUACCCAAUGGAUUUAGCGUUUUACAAGUAGUCGCCUAUGAUAGAGACCAGGGUCAAAACAGUGAAUUUGUAUAUGAACUCGAAGAUCCGUCGGGAGCAUUUUCUAUUGAUCCCAAUUCCGGAUGGUUAAUUGUCAGAGAUGAAACAAUUCUUGAUAGAGAAAAAAGAGCUCUUAUAAAAAUGAAAGUUUUUGCAGUUGAAAAAGUGCCAAGUGUUAAAUCCUUUUCCAGACAUGAUUCCUCCUCAAUAACAACAAUAACGCCAAAAAAAACACAACAAUCAUCUGUAGAUGUCGAAGUAACGCUACUGGAUGCUAAUGACAACAAUCCUAUUUUCGUUCCAAAUAACCUUUACGAAUUAGUAGCUCAAUCUGAUUCAAAAUUAGGUACAGUUCUUGGACAAGUGCAUGCCAUUGACAAAGAUCAAGGUAGAAAUGGCAUGGUUUUAUAUCAACUGCAACGACCAGGCAAUUCUACUUAUGGUACACCCUUUGAUGUGGACUCAGAAACAGGAGUUAUAUCUGUAAUUCAGAGUCCAAUAAUGGAAGGCAGACAUGCCAUAUUUAUAGAAGCUUCAGAUCAACCAUUAAACCCUAGUGAACGACGUUUCUCUUUAGCAGUUGUAGCAAUUGAAGUAUUUCCAUCCGACGGACACAAUACAGGAACACCUGACUUUAUUGGAGCGCCAUAUGAAUUUUGGGUUGGUAUCGAUGUGCCGAUUGGUAGUACGGUAGGGCAAAUUCGCACAAAUAAUGCGGUCAGAACAGUUGGAAUAAUUUAUGAUCUUCUUCAUGGUUAUCACGAAGGCGUUCCCUUCGCGAUAGAAGAAAAUUCAGGAAUUAUUACUGUGGUCGACGAGAUCAGAAAAUACAACAAACUAUUGUAUGAAUUCGAAGCUGUGACAACCAACGAAAAAGAUAUUACUUUGAUAACUAAUGUAUCUAUCCACGUAGUUGUUGAUUCCAGCACUAACAAAAAGGGAAGCAUUAAUCACAGCGGGACAACGAAAGCUCCAAUAAUUUUUCGUAUAACCGAGAAUUGCGCCAGUGCAUUUAUCGGACAAGUACUUCCAGCAUACAAUGAUUCAAAUGUGCCGAAGAAUAUUCAUUAUUUUAUAGCCAAUCAGCAAGACGUUCCAGAAAUUAAAAUAACGGAUGAUGGAUCUCUCUAUACAAAAGAUGGUUUAGAUCGUGAGGAAAAGCAAAAUUAUAGUGUCACCAUUGUAGCGGAACAUUUACAUGGAAUUGGGAUUUUUCAAGUAACAGUUGUCAUUGAUGACGAAAAUGACAAUGCACCAUCUUUCAGUUCACACUCUUAUGAAGGACAUCUACUGGAGAACAGCCCUCUUGGUACGAGAGUGACAAUGAAGAAUCACGUAUCUGUACAUGAUGCAGAUGACGGUAUAAACGCCAGUUUUGUAAUUAGUCUUCAAGGAGAUGGUAGCAAUUUAUUCGAGAUUGAUCAGAAGACCGGAGACAUUUUUUACACAGGCAAUAAAGAACAUAUGUUAGAUCGAGAGAUGAAAUCAAUGUAUAACAUGAAAAUUGUGGCAACUGAUGCUGGUAAUCUUAAAACAGAAACUGAGCUAAGCAUCAGCGUUGACGACGUGAAUGAUAAUUCACCUAAUAUAACACAGAUAUUAGUACUGCCUGGUCAUAAUAUUCGAGUAUUAAAGGAUUCUAGUAAUGUGAGCACCAGCAGUAUCUCUAAUGAUAAUAAUAGAAAUUUGUCUCUAAUUAAAGAAGGCUCAAACCACCAGAAUAUGAUUAGACGACAAUCAAUGAUCAUAUACAUUCCCGAAAAUGUGACCUUAGGUGUUCCGAUUCUUCGAAUAGUUGCACAUGAUAAGGAUGAGGAUAAAAAUGCAGAAAUAAAAUAUGAACUUCUGUCUGAAUUAUUGUCUCAGAACAACAGCGGCACUACAUUAAAUUUCAAGACUAACCGAUUUUUUUCAAUCGAUUCAAGAUCUGGAGACAUCACUGUCAUUCAAAGUCUCCCAGCAGAGACUGAUAUUCGAUUUAAUAUAAGGGCAAUAGAUAGUGGCAAUCUAACAGACCAUAUCACAUUUAAAAUACAUGUUACGGAUGUUAAUGAUCAUCCUCCCAUCUUUAGGCAAUCAUUGUAUUUGUUUGAAAUACAGGAAGGGGUCUAUGAUAAAUACAAAAUUGAAACAAUUGCAGCUUUUGAUUCAGAUUUCGGCAAUAACGCGAAUAUAACUUACGAAUUGACUGUUGAAAAUGGUGAUGAUGAAAACGUAAAAUUCAAUAUUGGAAAGUAUACUGGAGAUCUUUUUGUCUCUGGAAUUUUAGACAGAGAGAAAAGGAGUAUGUAUAAACUUGUCAUAAACGCACGAGACAAUGAUUGUGAUGCCAUAAGUCUCAGUUCAGCCACCGAUGUUGAAAUUCAAAUUCUAGAUAUUAAUGACAACCCUCCCAUGUUCUAUGGAUAUGAUAAAAUCAUCAAUUUAGGUCCCACUGAAAAUCAAGUUAGUGGAGGUGAUAAAAAAAACAGAGAGCAGUUAAGAGCAGUCUAUCAGUCAUCCGUUACAAAAGAUAUACCUGUUGGUAGUCGAGUAGCUCACAUUUUUGCCAACGAUUCAGAUUUGAUUGGAAACGGAAAUGGCUUGGUAUUAUUUGAUCUUCUGAAUCUGAGUAGUGAAAAACCAUAUUUUACGAUUGACAGUAAAGAAGGUCUUGUGAAAACUAUUGCCAGUCUAAAAUAUGAAGACAUAAAUGUUUACAAUUUAACAAUUGUAGCCAGUGAUUUUGGUACACCAAGUUUGAGCUCUACUGCUCAACUAAUGGUCACUGUUACGAAUCUUAAUGAUCAUCAUAAUCAUGGGGAUGAAAACAAAAUAGAUGAUAAUUAUCAGCAGCAUAAAACACCACUAUUUCAACACCGAUAUUAUGAAAUUCAAGUUGAGGAAAACACUGACGUGCCAUUGAAACUUGUUCAGUUAAAGACAUCUAAUACAGCGGAAAAUUACAAACAGAAUUUACUACAUUACAGCAUUACUCAUGAAAAAUCUAGUAUGAAUUCCUAUUACUUCUCGAUAGAUUCAAGGAACGGCACUCUGUACCUCAUCAAGCCAGUUGAUAGAGAGCAGAAAGAUUUGUAUGAAAUUAUUGUAAGAGUAGAUAAAAUUGAAAAGCAUAGUAGAGGCAUGCCGAUUAUGAUUUAUCCAAUUGCUGAAGAAAGAUUAAAUGGAUUGGAUUUCAAUGAAGCAAAAGUAAUCGUCAAAAUUAAAGAUGUCAAUGAUAAUGCACCAAAGUUCAAGAUAAUAGAUUCAGAUGGAGGAAGUAGACCUUUGGUAGCUGUAAUACCGUCUGGAGCACAUUUUGGUUACGAGAUAAUUAAAGUUGAGGCAGAAGAUGCAGACGAAGGAAUAAAUGGAGAAAUACGCUACCAAAUUCUCAGUAACGAGGAAGAAGAAGCACCACGAUUUGCUAUCGAUCCAGUCAGUGGUCAAGUAAAAUCAGUUGUCAACUUUGCGCGUGAUGCUGGGCGAGUUUUUGGUUUUGAUGUUAAGGCCACUGAUAGGCAAGGAGCAGACGAUGGACUUGGUAGCAUUAUCAAUGUUAUCGUUUACGUUAUAGAUGAUCGAAAACAAGUUGUGAUGAUUAUCCGUAAACGUCCGACAGAUAUAGAGAAGCAGAUGGAAAACAUUACUAAGAUAUUGAGAAAUAUGACAGGAUAUGACGUUCGCAUUGGAAAACUGGAACCACAUGUUGAAAAGAAUAUAAUUGACACUGAUUCCUCUGAUGUGUAUUUGUAUGCUAUAGAUCCGAAUCUCAAUAUCGUCAUCGAUAUGGAAACAUUGCAUAAUGCAUUCAGAAACAAAAGGAUGGAAAUAGACAGAGAAUUGGAUGUUCUGGACAUUACCAAAAACGUACCGAGAAGAAGGAAUCAACGAUACCUUUUGUCCACUCUUGAAGUUGGUGUAGUUGUACUGGGAUGUGUUGUUUUCGUUGGCACCCUCAUCACUGCACUGUGUUUAACGUGUAUUCGGAGAAACAAGAAAAGUCAUCAGCGACAGCAAAACACUGCACUGUUUUCCACAAAUGCUCCGGUCGUCGGAUUUCCAUUAACCGAUGCGACUGGAACAUUGCAGAAGCCGUCAUUUUUUUCAAGUGUUACUGACCUCCACAGUCUACAUUACAAUACUGAACCUUUUUCUAGUGAUGUACAACAUCACAAUUUAUCUGACCACGAAUCAAAUAUUCGUUUCCACAGNACUCCUGGUGGAGCUCCUAUAGGAAAACACCCUAUGAGAUUUGAAACAUUAGCUACAUCUUUAUACUCUAGCGGUCAAGACUCCGGUAUAGUUGGACGCGCAUGUCAUUGCAGUAAUUCGUACAGUCCAUCAAGUGGCGAAAGUAGCAAUGGCUACGAGGAUUCUUUAAAGUCUUUUCAUCAACAUAUCAACAGCCGAGAAAAUGAGGAUUUACAUAAACAAAACUUGGGCAGGCGUAACAAGCCAUCAAAAAGAAAUCGUGCGAAGCGUCACAUCUUAUCAACUCUUCAAUCUUCAGCAACGGCGCAUCCUACUCAAGAAUUAACUAGCCGUGAGAAACGUUAUCGGUUUAUUAUGGAUCAAAAGCAGCAGCAUCAGAGGCACAUGAAUUCCUUGGAUCGAGAACAUCAUCGCACUUUUUCAGAAGCGGAAAACAACAUUACGGAAACAGUGAUCCACGAACCUCCUGGAAUGGAAUUAAUAAUCUCUGGAUCACGUACAAAUACUUUACGAUUGCAUGGUACGAGAAGGAGCCAGGUACUAUACUGAUAAAGCAGCAGACGAAAGUCGUUUUAUUUUUUAAUUAUAAUAAUAAGAUGAAUAUCGCGAUCGGAAAAGCAGUUGGAAGGAGUUGGAAAGGAAUUGAAGGGAGAUUAUUGAUUGAAAUCUAGCUGCAAUUUCCAAAAAAAACUCUGUUUAUUAAAUGUUUAUGUAAACUGCGAAGAUAUUCAACACAUAUUCCACAGUAUUCUCAUUGAAUCAAUGAAUACUUAAAAUUAAAAAAAUAAUUAACAAAUUUGAAAAUUGUAGUAAAACGGAUGAAGAGCAAUUUUAUGUGAACCUAUCGCUCCACGAUCCCAAUAUUUUGCUGUAAAAAGAAAAAGUUUGUCCAACCAAUAUAUGAUUGAAAGAAACUAUAUUUCUUUUCUUCUGCAUAGUUAGUGUGUAUGGAUAAGAUAUGUGUCACCCUAGUCAGACUGUAUAGUGCUACUAGAAGCCUGUCAAUAAUAAAAAUCUGGUUUAUUUUUUGAUA